AUGGUUCGAGUAUUAGUUCUGACGGCUUUGUUGUUCGGCCAAAUUGCGGCGACCAAAUUCAGCGAAAGCCAAAAACAAGCCAUCCUGGAUGCCCACAACAGCCGGCGGCGAACUUUGGCCAAUGGAGAGGCUGAAGCGAAGAAUGGCACCAUGGCCAAGGGAGCUAAUAUUCGAGAAAUUGUAGGAAUUUCAAAAAAACAAAAAUUUCUUCUACAGACUUUUAACUCCCUAAUCCAAGGAAUUUUUACUUGUAGACCUGGGACGCUGACCUUGAAGCCAAAGCCGACGAAUGGGCUCAAGCUUGCAAUUUUGAGCACCCAACUAAUGGCGGAUAUGGCCAGAAUUUGGCCGCUCAAAUGCCUCAUGUUGGUGUGGAUAGCGCCGUCAAUGGCUCCGCUCAAAUGUGGUGGGAUGAGAUCAAGGAUUAUUCGGGGGACGCCAAGUUUGAAUGGAGCACAAGCACCGGACAUUUCACACAGGUAGCAGAGUUUCUACGGCGUAGAAGGAUUACUUUGGGGAAGAGUUUUAUAUAGUGAAAUACGAAAUUUUCCUUGGCCUCUGUUUUCCUCUCAUAAUUUCCCUUUUAGAUGGCCUGGGCCGAAACCGACAAGAUUGGCUGUGCCAUUCAGAACUGCACCAACGGUGACACCCAAGGCUUCGGGGAAUGGAAGGACUGGACUUUCACCGUCUGCGACUACAUGAACCCUGGAAACAUGAUGGGAGCUGACCUUUACAUUACUGGAGAACCCUGCUCCAAAUGCAGCAGCCAAGGAUCUUGCAGUGACAGUUUGUGCAGUGCCUGA
Bursaphelenchus xylophilus (pine wood nematode) is the source of this 803-nucleotide messenger RNA. Lineage: Eukaryota; Metazoa; Nematoda; Chromadorea; Rhabditida; Aphelenchoididae. The record is from the annotation of a GenBank genome assembly.